Messenger RNA from Ornithorhynchus anatinus (platypus), 2329 nucleotides. RefSeq names its product protein phosphatase 2C like domain containing 1 (gene PP2D1). Bases 70 to 2097 code for a protein of 675 amino acids. Gene Ontology annotation, molecular function: protein serine/threonine phosphatase activity. Lineage: Eukaryota; Metazoa; Chordata; Mammalia; Monotremata; Ornithorhynchidae. Gene Ontology annotation, biological process: protein dephosphorylation. The record is from RefSeq and is a predicted model, not a curated record. The transcript is spliced from 3 exons.
ACAAUUGAAGGCAAGAAAUUCUACUGUAGAGGAAGGCUUCAGUCUGGGCAAUCAUGAUUUGGAAGAAACAUGCACGAUACUGGUAGUAGAGUGAUAUGGAAACCAGACCUAGUGAGUGUAGCGGUGAUACCUCGCAUCACUGGAGAUGAAAAUGAAGACCAGCGAAGAGACAGUGAGGUGCCUGGGAAUGUCGACCAAGAGAUCAAGUUUCCCUGUUCGGUAUGCAAACAAGAUACCUGUCCGUCUGACUUUUUUUAUCACAAAAAACUACACAAAGCUAUGGCCACAAUGGGUUUUCAGUGGUCCAAGGGAAGGAGACCAGACAGAAAAACCCUCACCCUUCAGAGACAGUGUUUACUUUCCAAGUUAAUGGAGGCCUCUUUGUUCAACCAAAAAAUCCGACAAAGCAUCGAUAGUUCAUAUGAGCUUCUCAAGAAAAGAAAGGAAAGCGAGUCCUUUAACAUCCUUCCAAGUGUAGUUGAAAGCUCCGUCCAUCUAAGGGAAAUCAACAAUCCCCUCAUUCAUGCAGUAGCCAUUUGUGAAGAUAGAAAUUCUCCAUGGAGAGUUGAUAUGGAAGAUACAUUCAUAAUAUUGGAUAAUUACGGUAACAGAUCAAAUGUGUGCUUUUUUGGUUUGUUCGAUGGACAUCAUGGGGCGGUUGCUGCAAACACUGCCCGAAAAGAACUCCCCAUUUUACUUCUCGACCAACUUUCCAAGUUUGAUUCUUCCUACCAAAUGACCAAAGAGGAUCAACAAAUGAUAGAUUCAUUUGACACAGUCAUUACUGCUGAAUUCAGGAAACUGGAAGACAUUUUCUCUUCAGAAGUGGGAAGGAGGGAAUCACUGAAGAAGAGUGGUUACGAAUGGCUCCAUAAAGCCUUUGCUAAAUCCUUCUGGAGAAUGGACAGACUUUUACGACUAGGAAGGAAGGAAGUCUCCAGGGUCCGCUGGAGCGGUUGUUCGUGUGUCAUCUGCUUAUUAGAAUCUAACAGGGUUAAGGAUGAUACUGCUGCUGUAAGUAUCUCAUCUAAGGUGGAAGAAAAAUCAACCGAUUUUUAUGAAGACUUGAUCUGUUCCCAGUCAGAGCAAGAAUGCAAAAGUAUUAACGGAGUACUACACAUUGCUAAUACGGGUAAUGUGCACGCAGUCUUAUGCAGAAACGGAAGAAGCUACUGCCUCACCAAAGAACACAGCACUCGAAGCCUAAGUGAAAGGAGACGGAUCCUGGGAGCUGGAGGAUCAAUCAGUCCAAACGAACCAACGGGACUAACGGAAGGGAUCAUCAAAACUACACGGGGGCUUGGACAUCAUGGAAAUCCAAAGUUCAAGAAGUCUUUCAUUCCUGUUCCUCAAACCAUCUCCGUCCCUAUAGAUAACUUAUGCCAGGUCCUUAUAUUAGCUACCAAUGGCCUUUGGGAAGUUCUAGAUAAAAAUGAGGUUAUGGCACUGGCAUUGACAAUGCUCGGGACUUAUGAGGAAACUUACGAUCUUCUCCAACAAGAGCGCAUCCAGGCCUCCAAAAGCCAGCUGUCUGAGUUUCCAGCUCUCUAUCUGUCAAGUAACGAUUCGAUCAACAAUAGUCACCCAGAUGAGAACAUCAAGUUACUGUAUUUUGAUAGGACUGCAUUUCCUCACAAACGACCGGCAACAAGCUCGGUGUCCUCCAGAGAUUCAAAAAUUCGGCAGCCUGGUGAAGACGAUCAGCAUUUUCAAAGUCUAGACCCAGCCCAACAUGUGAGUGAGGGCCUCCGGAAGUCUACGGUCGCAAAACCCAGCUCAUCUCAUACCGUGGAACCCCCAGUAAGUAGGCAAGCGACGCAUUCGCCCAAUGCUGAUGACUUCUACUUGGAAAUGCGGCAUCUGGAGAGAGACAGCAGGCAAGAAACGGAUGAGGAACUCAGCCUGCCUAGUAAUAUGACCCAUUCAAGUACAGGGCAGAAGGAAACAGAGCUCAAGAGUUUCUAUGAUGAAGCAGCAGAAUACAUUAGCAAACAGCUGGUAAAGGUCGCUUUAACGGCAGGUUCUCGGGAUAACAUCACUGUUUUGGUGGCACUUCUCAGGGGCUGUGAAAGUCUGCUAAAACAUCCUAGAAUAUGAAGGACACGCUUACCAAAAUUGAAUACGAUAUAAGAGAACAUACCAUAUUUGGACUAUUAAAACGAUGACUUAGGAGUAAUCUUGCUAGCGACAGGUUUUCUGUAGUCUGUGUAAUGUACUGCUGUUGAACAGAAGGUUUCUGUUUCAUGCUGAACGUGAUAAUCGACACUUUCCUCUUCUUUACACUAUUCAAAUCUGAGCCUCCCAAUAAAUAACUAAAUUUGGGGGAAAA